GGAGCAUACAAUCUCUGAGCUUCACUUCGUAACUAUUUAGAUGAACCAGACUUCAUGGACAUUCAAAUCUUUUCGAGACCUUCUACUGAAAUGCGUUGCGGAGAGAGAUCUCUUCACAGGGAAAACCCUACACGCUCGCUACCUGAAAUCCCUCGUAGCUUCUUCCACUUACCUCUCAAACCACUUCGUCAACCUCUACUCCAAAUGUGGACGACUCUCCUGCGCGCGAGCCGCUUUCGACUCCACGGAACAACCCAAUGUCUUCUCUUACAACGUAAUCGUCAAAGCAUACGCGAAAGAUUCCAAAAUCCAUAUUGCACGGCAGCUGUUCGACGAAAUUCCACAACCAGACACGGUUUCUUACAACACCCUAAUCUCCGGCUACGCUGAUGCUAGAGAAACUGUCUCUGCGAUGGUCUUGUUCAAGAGGAUGAGAGAGCUGAGUUUUGAGGUUGAUGGGUUUACGUUAUCAGGGUUGAUAGCAGCUUGUUGUGACCGAGUCGAGUUGAUAAUGCAGCUUCACUGUUUCGCUGUGUCGGGUGGGUUUGAUUCUUACUCCUCUGUGAACAAUGCUUUCAUUUCGUAUUACAGUAAAGGAGGGCUUUUGAGAGAGGCUGUGUCGGUGUUUUAUGGGAUGGGUGAGUUAAGAGAUGAAGUUUCAUGGAACUCGAUGAUUGUGGCUUACGGGCAGCACAAGGAAGGAGCUAAGGCUUUAGCUUUGUAUAGAGAAAUGAUCUUGAAAGGGUUCAGAAUCGAUAUGUAUACAUUGGCAAGUGUUUUGAAUGCUCUCACAAGCUUAAAUGAUCUGAUGGGUGGACGUCAGUUUCACUGUAAGCUGAUCAAAGCUGGAUUUCACCAAAACUCACAUGUAGGAAGUGGUUUGAUCGAUUUCUACUCGAAGUGUGGAGGUCUUAACGGUAUGUCUGAUGCAGAGAAGGUGUUCCAAGAAAUUCUAUCUCCGGAUUUGGUUAUCUGGAACACGAUGAUAUCAGGGUAUUCAAUGAACGAAGAACUCUCUGAAGAAGCUGUGAGGAGUUUUAGACAGAUGCAACGUAUAGGACAUAGACCUGACGACUGCAGUUUCGUCUGUGUCACAAGUGCUUGCUCGAAUCUAUGCUCUACUUCUCAAGGUAAGCAGAUUCAUGGCUUGGCGAUCAAGUCACACAUCCCUUGGAACCGAAUCUCUGUGAACAACUCUUUGAUCUCCAUGUAUUACGAGAAUGGUAACCUGCAAGACGCUAGGCGAGUGUUUGAUCGUAUGCCAGAGGUUAAUGCUGUAACCUACAACUGUAUGAUCAAAGGCUAUGCACAGCACGGGCGUGUGACAGAGGCUUUGCUUUUGUACCAAAAGAUGCUUGACUCUGGUAUUGCGCCUAACAAUAUAACCUUUGUAGCCGUUCUUUCUGCUUGUGUGCACUCUGGUAAAGUCGCCGAGGGUCAAGAAUACUUCAACACCAUGAAGGAAAGGUUCAAGAUUGAACCAGAAGCUGAGCACUAUUCUUGCAUGAUUGAUCUUCUGGGAAGAGCAGGGAAGCUAGAAGAGGCAGAGAGAUUCUUAGACUCAAUGCCGUUUAAGGCAGGCCCUGUUGCGUGGGCCGCUUUGCUCAACGCUUGUAGAAAACACAAAAACAUAGUUCUUGCUGAAAGAGCAGCAAAUGAGCUUAUGGCGAUGAAACCUAACGCUGACACACCGUAUGUGAUGCUAGCAAACAUGUAUGCAGAUGCAGGGAGAUGGGAAGAGAUGGCGGCAGUGAGGAAACUAAUGAGGUCGAGAAGGAUAAGGAAGAAGCCAGGGUGUAGUUGGAUAGAAGUAAAGAAGAAGGAACAUGUGUUUGUGGCGGAAGAUUGGUCUCACCCAAUGAUACGUGAAGUGUGUGAGUACCUAGAGGAGAUGAUGAAGAAGAUGAGGGAGCUUGGGUAUGUGAUGGAUAAGAGAUGGGCAAUGGUGAAGGUGGAUGAGGCAGGGGAAGGUGAAGAAGAGAUGAGGUUAGGACAUCACAGCGAGAAGCUAGCCGUGGCUUUCGGGUUGAUGUCGACAGGACAUGGAGAGGAGAUAGUUGUGAAGAAGAAUCUGAGGAUAUGUGGAGAUUGUCACAAUGCGAUCAAAUUCAUGUCUGAGGUUACAGGAAGAGAGAUCACUGUAAGGGAUAACCUUAGGUUCCAUUGCUUUAAAGAUGGCAAGUGUUCAUGUGGGGAUUAUUGGUAA
Eruca vesicaria subsp. sativa (arugula) is the source of this 2206-nucleotide messenger RNA. The record is from the annotation of a GenBank genome assembly. NCBI's taxonomy places the organism in Eukaryota, Viridiplantae, Streptophyta, Magnoliopsida, Brassicales, Brassicaceae.